AUGGGAGUGCAACAGGGAACCGUCAUUGGCCCGUUUCUAUUUUCUCUUAUGUUUGAUGACAUUAAACCCAAACAACCUGAAACUAAUGUAUUGGUUAAAUUUGCUGAUGACAUGACAGUUAGGGCACCAGUAAAGUCAAAUGGUGAUUUCGCAACAAUGGAA
Molecule: messenger RNA, 162 nt
Organism: Paramuricea clavata
Lineage: Eukaryota; Metazoa; Cnidaria; Anthozoa; Malacalcyonacea; Plexauridae
Source: the annotation of a GenBank genome assembly